AUGGGGAGAUCGUCACCUCCGUUCCUUUAUGGCCCUCCAUCCACCUAUAGUUUCACGGGUCCAACGGACCGUCCCUUCAAUCCAAAAGCUGCGACCCAAGCGAGCAAGUCUCGAGAGUCACCCAAGCCCAAGUCAAAGCGCCCGUUUAUCAAUUUCAACAAACAUCCGGAUUCUUUCUCGCUUGUCCAAAAUGGCAAGACUCGUUGGACCCCCAUGAGCCCCAAGACCAAGGGUAGGGUGUUUCAUGGACGAAAGGGACAGCUUGCUUUGCGAGUGCUGGCGCUGCUAGGCGCUCUUGGGUCUCUCUUCUGCGCAAUUGUUGUCAAAAACGUCGCAGCGACCAUUGUUUGGAUUAUUCGCGUUGGACCCUGCGUUGCGAUUCUCCACACCCUCUAUGGCAUUUACCAUCUUUCCCGCUCGCCCAUCGGUAGGCCAACUGGCUCUCAAGCCAGCUACAUGGUAUUUGCUGCGACUUUCGAUCUAGGGCUCAUUCCCUUCUACGUCUUUACAGCAUUCAUAGCCUACAAACAAUACACUACCGACUAUUAUCAUUGGGAAACGCUCUUCGACAAUGCCCAGAUCACCGAGCCGAUCGCCAAAGUUACCUUCAUUCUGAGCAUCGCCAACGGGGGCUUGCAUGCGAUUUCUCUUGGACUUUCGAUAUUCUUAGCCGUCCUGUUCCGUGAAAUCACCAAACUGCCGCCAGAUCUGAAUCCCUUGGAGGAUAACCUCACUGCUCGUCCCCACAAGCGAAACAAAUCCGAGAUGGCUGAAAAGCAUCUGAGCCAAUCUACAAUGGAUACGGCCAUUUCUUCUGACCCGUUGAUUGGGUCUCCUCGCGCCGUGCCGUUUAUGCACACACGAGAAAGGUCCUCUGUAGACGGUUCAGCGCGUUACUCAGAUCAAUUCAAUGAACAAAGACAGUCGCAAGGGUCACAUAACCCUGAUUAUCUACCAUAUGAGGAGCCUCCCGUGCCUGAGAUACCGGCCCAUCUAUUCCAGGCCGACCACUUCCUACCUCAGACGCCAGUACAGGAGAUGGAAAAUAUCAAAAUCCAAACACCUUCAAAUAUGUCUCGCAAUACUCCGAUACGGGAACCUUCGCCUUCGAUCCCUGACAGAUCCCAGUGUGUUAGUCCCGAAUCAGACAACUGGAUUGUGUAUCCAUCGCGUUCCCCUUCACCUAUCGAAGAGUUCCAGGCGACUCAGAACGAAAAUCUUGCUCGUCGUGACCCCUCCUCUGUGUACGAUAGAACCGUAACCCCUGCCUCUACAAACAGCGGCGGUCGAGACUGGCUCGGUUCUGCCCAGCGAUAUGGAUGGGGCGUUGGUGGUCCGAUCGCGGAGGAUGUUCACGGGGAAUAUGAAUCACUUGCCGCGCAUGAAUACUAUGGAAACGACGACGACAUUCACGAUUUCCCACUACACAACAGGCUUUAUGACCAGAUCGAACAAGACCUUGGGGAGAAUCGCAUUAAUAUCUUCCACGACUACGAUGACCACGAAGAAGACCAUCAUAACUCUCUCCCGUUCAAUCCGCUAGGGCUGAAUCCACCUACACCGCAGCCACCUACACCGCAGCCCAACGAGCCUCUUGACAACAUUAGCGCUACCGGCCGCAACAUCCUAGCUGACAUUCCCAACCUUUCCCCCACCCCACCAGUCGCGGUGCCUGAAAUUGACAGUCCUGAGAAAAAGGGACGUUUCUACGGUGAACUCGAAGGCAACCCGGGUCUCUCCGUCCCCCGGGGUGUCAGUGGUCAGGACAAGCCCUAUAUCGAUGGUCUGGGGAGAAAACCAACCAAACUAGUGAAACGCAAAAGCCAGAAAAUGAACUCCUAUGGCCCUCUCCGACAGAACGAUGCCGACAGUGAUGCCGACGAAAACAGCACACCUCCACUCCCCAAGCCUGUCACGGUCGAUGGCGAUCGCAAGGGCCGUGUCGUCAGUAACUCCGGCGCCGAUUAUGGUGCUCGACACAAUACGGGCCCUGGGGCCGCUUUGUCGUCGUACGGAAGUUACAUCGCUGGUCUCGGAGUCGGAAGAAGGCGAGAUGUCAGUGGGAAAGUGGCCGAGGAGGGCAGAAGUGGUGCGACAAUGCCCCAGGACAAGCAACCACAGACGACUCCUGUCCGGGCUGCUGGAUGGGCACGCUUUGCCGGGUUGUAA
Aspergillus wentii DTO 134E9 is the source of this 2169-nucleotide messenger RNA. RefSeq lists its product as uncharacterized. Lineage: Eukaryota; Fungi; Ascomycota; Eurotiomycetes; Eurotiales; Aspergillaceae. The coding region runs from base 1 to 2169 and encodes 722 amino acids. The record is from RefSeq and is a predicted model, not a curated record. The transcript has 3 exons.